Messenger RNA from Stegostoma tigrinum, 6272 nucleotides. RefSeq names its product disco-interacting protein 2 homolog A-like. Bases 259 to 4977 code for a protein of 1572 amino acids. The transcript is spliced from 39 exons. Lineage: Eukaryota; Metazoa; Chordata; Chondrichthyes; Orectolobiformes; Stegostomatidae. Gene Ontology annotation, cellular component: cell surface. The record is from RefSeq and is a predicted model, not a curated record.
UUAGCCGGCGCCUGCGCUGUGGCUGCAUGUUGGGCGGUGUGCGGGGCUGGCUGGCUGGCCUGAACGGCCGGUUCGGGAGAGGCGGGGGAAAGCAUUCGGUGCUUUGCACUGGCGCUAUGGCAAUGCUGAGGAAGGUGGCGUGAGGAGAGACGCGAGGGAGAGAAAGAGAGCGAGAGCGCAAGUGAGAAGGAAGAGGAAGGGCCGAAAAAAAAUUCCGUGCUAUCCGCUGGUUGUUGGGUGUGGAAGAGUUGCUAUUCUAUGGCCGGCAUGGAAACACCCAGUCUUCCUCGCGAUGUGAAGGUGAAAUUGGCCGAGCUUGAACUCGAGCUUUCCGAAGGUGAUAUUACUCAGAAAGGCUAUGAAAAGAAAAAGGCCAAACUGCUGGCUCCAUACAUACCACAGACUGUAGGUGUAGAUCCUUCUUUUCAAAUUGAGUCCAGGCUCCCAGGUCCUAUCCAGCCUUCACCUUUUUCCUCCUCUGUUGCUUUUGUGGCUGCAACCAGGCAGCCCAAAUCACGAGCCUCCAAUUCCAGGGAUGAACGCUAUCGAUCUGAUUUGCAUACAGAAGCAGUCCAAGCAGCUCUAGCCAAAUACAAAGAAAGAAAGAUGCCGAUGCCUUCAAAGAGACGCUCUGUGCUUGUCCAUUCAUCACUAGAUGCGUACACUCCUCCAGACACAUCUUCAGCCUCGGAAGAUGAGGGCUCACUCCGUCGCCAGGGCCGGAUCACGUCCACUCCAAACCAGGGCCAUUUGAACGUAGAGCACUGGCUUAACAAGGUUAUCCAGAGCUCCUCCACCUCAUCCUCUGCAUCGUCCACCUCAUCACAUGUAGGAGGGAAACCUACUGCUUCACUAGCUGACCUCAUGGCGCAUACCCAUUUAGAUAACCACUCAGCACCACCAGAUGUGACCACUGGCGCCUCAGAGCGUGCUCCCCACUUUGAGCGGCCACAGGUUUCUUCAGUUCGUGGAGUUCCUCGUGGUUUCAACAGCAACAAGAUGGAAACUGCUGAUGGUGUGCCUGUAAAUAGCAGAGUUUCAUCAAAAAUUCAACAACUUCUGAACACACUCAAACGACCCAAGCGACCACCACUAAAAGAAUUCUUUGUUGAUGAUUUUGAAGAACAGUUGGAAGUUCAACAAAUCGAUCCUAAUCAGCCAAAACCAGAAGGUCUUCAGACCACACCAUUACAAGGAGAUCCACUAGGUGUAGUGACGAAUUGGCCCCCAUCGCUGCUGGCAGCUGUGCAAAGAUGGGGAACAACACAACCAAAGGCGGCUUGUCUGACGUCAUUGGAUACUGCAGGAAAGCCAGUUUACACACUUACCUAUGGGAAGCUAUGGACUCGGAGCCUCAAGCUAGCUUAUACACUUCUCAAUAAACUGAGCAAUAAGAACGAUCCGCUUCUGAGACCUGGUGAUAGAGUGGCUUUGGUGUAUCCAAAUAAUGACCCUGUGGCAUUUAUUGUGGCAUUUUACGGUUGCCUUUUAGCAGAAUUAGUUCCUGUGCCCAUUGAAGUACCACUAACUCGAAAGGAUGCUGGCAGUCAACAAAUUGGCUUUCUGCUUGGCAGCUGUGGUGUGACAGUUGCACUCACCUGCGAUGCCUGUCAUAAAGGAUUACCCAAGUCUCAAACUGGGGAUGUAGUGCAAUUUAAAGGUUGGCCUCGACUGGGUUGGUUUGUAACGGAUGUUAAACACUUGUCAAAGCCUCCGAAAGAUUGGCACCCCAUGAUUAGGGAUGCCGGCAACAAUAUUGCUUACAUUGAGUACAAGACCAGUAAAGAAGGAAGUUCGAUGGGGGUAACCAUAUCUCAGACUGCCAUGUUAGCACAUUGCCAUGUCCUAAGCCAAAGCUGUGGAUACACUGAAGGGGAAACAUUAACAAAUGUUUUGGACUUUAAAAGAGAUGCUGGGCUGUGGCAUGGCAUUUUAACUAGUGUCAUGAACAGGAUGCAUGUGAUCAACAUCCCUUAUGCUCUGAUGAAGGUGAAUCCUCUUUCCUGGAUACAGAAAGUUUAUGCCUACAAAGCUCACAGUGCUUUGGUAAAAUCGCGGGAUAUGCACUGGUCUCUAUUAGCUCAACGGGAUCAGAGGGAUGUAAGCCUCAGCUCACUGCGGAUGCUGAUUGUAGCAGAUGGUGCAAAUCCAUGGUCAAUAUCAUCUUGUGAUGCAUUUGUGAACGUUUUUCAGUCACGUGGUUUACGACCUGAGGUGAUCUGUCCAUGUGCCAGCUCAUCAGAAGCUCUGACAGUGGCUAUUCGGAGACCCGGUGACUUUGGAGGACCUUUUACAGGGAAGAUGGUGCUGUCCAUGAAUGGCUUGAGCUAUGGAGUUAUACGUAUGGACACAGAAGAAAAGCUCUCUGUUCUGACAGUCCAAGAUGUUGGCGCUGUCAUGCCUGGAGCGUUGGUGUGUAUUGUAAAGUUUGAAGGUACCCCAUAUCUCUGCAAAACUGAUGAGAUUGGAGAGAUCUGUGUGAGCUCACGUGCCUCUGGGACAUCAUAUUAUGGACUGCCGGGAAUGACGAAGACAGUAUUUGAGGCAAUGCCAGUGAAUGCAGCAGGAGUACCCAUCAGUGAGCAUGUCUUCACCAGGACUAAUUUACUGGGCUUUCUAGGAUCUGGAAACCAAGUGUUUGUGGUAGGCAAGAUGGAUGGUCUGAUGGUGGUGAGUGGGCGAAGGCACAAUGCAGAUGAUGUUGUGGCAACAGCAUUAGCAGUGGAACCCAUGAAGUUUGUGUAUAGGGGAAGGAUAGCAGUAUUUUCAGUGAAUGUACUCCAUGACGAACGUAUUGUAUUGGUAGCAGAACAGCGACCAGAUGCAUCUGAGGAAGACAGUUUCCAAUGGAUGAGUAGAGUCUUGCAGGCUAUUGAUAGUAUUCAUCAGGUGGGAGUCUACUGCCUGGCCCUGGUACCAGCUAACACCCUUCCCAAGACUCCUUUAGGAGGCAUCCACUUGUCUGAGACCAAACAGCGCUUUCUGGAGGGCAUGCUGCACCCAUGUAAUGUCUUAAUGUGCCCCCAUACGUGUGUUACGAAUCUCCCCAAACCAAGACAGAAACAGCCAGAGGUGGGACCUGCUUCCAUGAUAGUUGGUAAUCUUGUGGCAGGAAAGCGAAUUGCGCAGGCCUCAGGCAGAGACAUCACCCAAUUUGAGGAUAAUGAUCAAGCCCGAAAGUUUCUGUUCUUGGCGGAUGUUCUUCACUGGCGUGCUCAGACCACACCAGAUCACCCUCUUUUCCUCCUCUUAAAUGCCAAGGGCACAGUUGUGAAUACAGCAACAUGUAUACAAUUGCACAAGAAAGCAGAGAGAGUGGCUGCAGCUUUGUUAGAAAAAGGACGCCUCAACACUGGGGACCACGUGGCCUUGGUUUACCCACCAGGUAUCGACCUCAUAAUGACUUUCUAUGGGUGCCUUUAUGCAGGAUGUGUCCCUGUCACCGUGCGACCUCCACACCCCCAGAAUCUUGCUACCACUUUACCCACUGUCAAAAUGAUUGUAGAGGUAAGCAAAUCUGUCUGCAUUCUCACAACACAAGCUAUAUUAAAACUGCUCCGCUCAAAGGAGGCAGCUGCAGCCGUGGACAUCAAGAGCUGGCCCACAGUUUUAGAUACCGAUGACCUACCCCGAAAGAAGCCCCCCCAAAUAUACAAAGCACCAACACCUGAAAUGUUGGCUUAUUUGGACUUUAGUGUAUCCACCACUGGAAUUCUUGCAGGAGUGAAGAUGUCGCAUGAGGCAACAAGUGCCAUGUGUCGUUCUAUUAAGUUGCAGUGUGAGCUAUACCCUUCCCGACAGAUUGCGGUUUGCCUUGACCCCUACUGUGGUCUUGGUUUUGCACUGUGGUGUCUUUGCAGUGUUUAUUCAGGUCAUCAGUCUAUCCUGGUUCCUCCACUUGAAUUAGAGACUAAUGUCUCCCUCUGGCUGUCUGCUGUUAGUCAGUACAAAGUGCGUGUAACCUUUUGUUCCUACUCUGUAAUGGAGAUAUGUACCAAAGGACUGGGUGCACAAACUGAUACACUGAAGGUGAAAGGUGUGAACUUGUCCUGUGUUCGGACAUGCAUGGUGGUCGCAGAGGAGCGACCACGAAUAGCGUUAACACAAUCCUUCUCCAAGUUAUUUAAGGAUCUUGGACUAUCUCCGAGGGCAGUCAGUACAACUUUUGGAUGCAGGGUCAAUGUGGCCAUCUGCUUACAGCCACACAGGCUGGGCAAGCUGGCUGAGCAGGGAACGUCUGGACCAGACCCAACCACUGUCUUUGUGGAUAUGAGAGCCCUCCGUCAUGACAGGGUGCGUUUGGUGGAGAGAGGCUCCCCACAUAGCCUUCCAUUAAUGGAGUCAGGAAAGAUUCUCCCUGGAGUUAAGGUUAUCAUAACUAAUCCAGAGACAAAAGGACCUCUGGGAGAUUCCCAUUUGGGAGAGAUCUGGGUAAGCAGCCCUCACAAUGCUACUGGGUACUACACUGUUUAUGGUGAAGAGUCCUUACAUGCUGACCAUUUUAAUGCCAAACUCAGUUUUGGGGACACUCAAACUUUGUGGGCACGGACAGGAUAUCUGGGAUUUCUUCGAAGAACGGAGUUAACUGAUGCAACUGGAGAGCGUCAUGAUGCCCUUUAUGUGGUUGGAUCCUUGGAUGAGACCCUUGAGUUGAGAGGAAUGCGUUAUCACCCAACUGAUAUUGAGACCUCAGUGCUUAGAUCACACAAGAGUAUUGCUGAAUGCGCUGUCUUUACGUGGACCAACCUGCUUGUUGUAGUGGUGGAAUUAGAUGGGUCUGAACAGGAAGCACUGGACUUGGUUGCCUUGGUUACUAAUGUUGUUUUAGAAGAACAUUAUCUGAUUGUAGGAGUGGUAGUUGUGGUGGACCCUGGGGUGAUUCCCAUCAACUCGCGUGGUGAAAAGCAGCGAAUGCAUCUUCGGGAUGGUUUCCUAGCUGAUCAGCUUGAUCCCAUUUAUGUGGCCUAUAAUAUGUGACUUUAGUGCUCUGAGACUACUUACUGCUACUGCUGCCUCAGUGACAGUGUUUGUCUGUGCCCUGAAUGUCCACAUUGAUCUUAUAUGCUGCACUAAAAAUGAGAACCAAGAAAGCCAGACCUUGCUGGGAGGUGGUGCUGUGUCUGUUCAGACCAUACAUCUAGUAUGACCUGUUGUCAACUACUUCUCAUGGUGAUGUGUUCUGCAUAGCUCCAAUGCCUGUCAUAUUGAAAGACGAUGGACAUGCCUGCCACACCACUUCUGGUGCCAUAUUAAAUGUGAAGUAGUAUUCGAGAAAUAUCACUGUAUCGCAGCCCAUCGAAGAGACUGCACAGCAGCAGCAGGAUCAUAUCUCCAUCAUAUUUCAUCAGACUUCCUACAAGACUGGAAGAUGUAUCAGUUAUUAUUUUUAUUAAAUCCCUGCUUGUCUUCACUGUUCAUGUUGCCACACUUUCUUGAUGUGGCUUUAGAUUUGAAAAUCUUUUUAAAACCUAUUUAUUCUGUUAAUCAGUGAAUAUUAUUGAAUGAAUGGGGACAUUUGGAUAUUCUGGAGCCAGUUUGAGGGGGCCAUUGUCUUUAAAGUUGUGCGGAUCUUCAUGCUAAUCCACUGUUUACAUCACUAAGAAGCAAUGGAAAAUAGUCAUGGACAAAGAUUAGUCAAGUGCUUGGUUGUCUUGUGACUGUUGCAUUAUUGACUUGAGUGGAACUUCUGGGAGUUUCCAUCCUGUUAUUGCAUUGUGACCUGCAAAAGCUGGUGAGAACAAUGCCAGCUUGUCACUAUUGUGAUCGCUGCUAACCAUGAUAAUCAGGCCUCAGCAACAGAAGUCAAAAUCAGAUCAUCUUACGUGCACAAAGAUCAUCAUUAUAUCUCUAGAAAAAGUAAAUAAAACUGGUAUCCUGUCAUUUUAAUGAUUUAGAAUAUUGUGAUACUUUUUAUAAAGUAUUGUCAUUGCACCAGUGGAGUCCUGUGGCAGCAUUUCCUUCAUUAACAUGUUUCCUUCCAUUUCAUGUCAUAUUGCCAGGCCUGGAAAUGCCACAGGAUUUAAUCAUUGCUCUUAUAACAAAAGAUUUUCAGAGAGUUCUCUAGAGUGGCUUUAAUUAUAAAGUUGCACAGAGAUUGAAUUGAUGUGAUAUGAAGACCUUUCUGUUUGAUUAUUAAGCUCCAGUUUUUGCCAGUUGCUACAAUUUGCACCAUGUUACUGACAUGCACUUGCAUAUCUGGCUGGCUUUAUUUGCAUUCUGGGCCUUGAGACAACUCAGUGAUUACACAAAUAAAUAAAGUUAUUGAAGAUGUU